Molecule: messenger RNA, 3070 nt
Organism: Heterotrigona itama
Lineage: Eukaryota; Metazoa; Arthropoda; Insecta; Hymenoptera; Apidae
Source: the annotation of a GenBank genome assembly
GUUUCAUUCAUUAUUUCAAUCAUUAAUGUUUAUUCAUUUUUGUUUAUGCAAAUAGUUAUAAAAUAGUUGUAUACUUGGAAUGAAUUAAAUUUUUACAGUGUGAAAUAAUUAAAAUAAUUGUAUUUAUUUCUAAUUUAUUCUUAUUAUAUAAAACAAACAAUAAAACAAUAAGCAUAAUAGAUCUAGUUAGAUAAAGUGAACCUGUAUGUAAUAUUGGCAAUUCUGUCGCUAUAUACAUAUAUAUGUGCAAUUAUUACAUGCAUUGUCAUACAAAGUGGGAGAACAUUCAUCAUUAAGUCAUCCCGUAUCGAGGAUAUCAAUCUGUAAACAAUGUACGUAAUGAAUGCAAGAUGAGUGGCAUAAAGAAAAAAGCUAAUCAUUUAGCAGUGUUUAAAAAACGGACGAAAAAUGACGAUAAUGCUGAACUAUCGGAAAUCAUUAUUAUAUCGGCGAGAAAAAGUGGAAAUUUAAACCUCUCAUCGAGAGGAUUAUUUAUGGGUAUCCAUUAUUAUUUAAAAAUGAUAUAUAUAAAUGUUAUUCGAUUCCAUUUGAUAUCAGUUGCAAUCAUAAAUAAGCUACGUGCACGUCUGUUUAUUCAUCAUAUCAAUAUUAUGUGCAAUAUAAUUUAUCAUUUAUAUUAUUUUUUUUGACGUAAUGAUACGAAGUAAAUUGUAUACUUGUUACAUAUAAAAUAUUGUUUUCAUAAAAGAUAUAUAUUUUAUCAAAUACAUAGAUGUACAUCAUAAAAAAAGCAUUAUAUUAGUGAUAAAUGUAUACUUAUUAGCUUAAUGCUUUUUAGUUGCAUUUCAUUUCUUAACUUUGUCAAAAUAAAAAUGAUUGCAUUUUUUAAUUUUCUUUAUUUUUGCACCCAUUUACGAAACGCAUGAUGUCUGAAUCAUAAAACAAAUAGAACACAUAUCACAAUUGAAUUUUAUUGUAAUCGUGAAACUACUUGUUUAUUUUGAUAUAUAAAUAGCUUUGCAUGUUAGAUUGUGAAUAAUGCAAUAGAACAAGCAAUAUUUACAGUAUCAUGCCAAAUUAUAUAAGAAUAUGGAAUAUAAAUGAUUUAACUGAAGAAGAAGUGAGAAAUUUACAUUUUGAACUUGAUUAUGUAAAUGAAAAUGAAAAAUGGUGGGAGCAAGAGCCUCUUAAGAUAUUGGAUUUAAGUCAUAACAGUUUAAAGACAAUCGAACCACAAAUAGAAAAUUUAUCAGAGUUGACUGUGUUACAUUUACAUAAUAAUUUGUUGGAAGAAUUGCCUGCUGAAAUGGGAAAUUUAAAAAAAUUAAAUAUAUUAAAUUUAUCAAAUAAUAAGCUGGAAAAUUUGCCAAGUGAAUUUUAUAAGCUAAAUGAACUGCAUGAACUAAACUUAAAAAAUAAUAGUAUAAAGGAGCUUGAUCCUGCAGUUGGUGACUUCAUAAUGUUGACCAAUCUAGAUUUAUCAUAUAACAAUUUAAUUGAGUUACCGAUUGGAAUGGGAUAUUUAGUACGAUUACUUUCCUUGGAUUUAAGUCAUAAUAUGUUAAGAGAAUUACCACCUGAUUUAACAAAUAUGAGAGCAUUACAAAAGUUAAAUGCAAGUUAUAAUCAAUUGGAAAUGUUGCCACCUCUGGGUGAAUUAAGGAAAAUAGAAACAGUGAUAUUGCAAUCAAACAAAUUAACAACAUUUCCUGAUAUGUCUGGUUGUACACUAUUAAGAAUACUACACUUGGCUGAUAAUAACAUUACUGAAAUUGAUAUGUCUUAUUUAGAAGGUGUAGGACAAUUAAAAAUAUUAACAUUAAGAAAUAAUCAAAUUGAAAUAAUACCAGAAGAAAUAAUAAAACUGGUGUAUCUAGAAAUUUUUGAUUUAUCACACAACAAAUUAACUCUAAUACCAAAAUAUAUUGGUCUAAUGCCUAAUUUAAAACAAUUUGUGAUUGAUGGAAAUGAUAUAAAAAAUGUUAGAACUGAUAUAAUACGAUGCGGUACAGUGCGAAUUUUGAAGCAUAUACGACAGGGUAUUAAAAGUACAAAUACGGAUGUAAAAGAAUAUGUGGUAUCAGAUGCUAGUACAAAUAUUUAUCCAGAUAGAUAUACAAUGCAGAGUACAAAAUUGCUCAGUUUGGCUGGACAAAAUCUUACUGAAUUAUCACAAGAAGUAUUGAAAAAUGCAUGUAAAGCUGAUGUAGGUACAGUGGAUUUAAGUAGAAAUAAGCUAUCUGUUUUACCUGAUGAAUUAUCUAUAAUUGAAAGAAUUGCUGAUUUAAAAUUGACAUCUAAUCAACUAAUACAUAUACCAGAAUGGAUUGGUGAAAAAUACAAGUAUCUACAGAUUUUGGAUUUAAGUAAAAAUCUUUUACAAUCACUUCCUUCUAAUCUUGGCUUGCUUAAAUAUUUACAAGAACUUAACAUUUCAUUUAACAGGUUUAAAGAAAUACCAGAUUCUGUUUAUGACAUAAAUUCCUUAGAAAUAUUGAUAGCAAAUGAUAAUUUAAUUACUGAUAUUGAUGUACCAGCUUUACAAAAAUUACAAAAACUUGCAAUAUUAAAUCUUGCCAAUAAUAAUAUUGGUCUUGUACCACCAGAACUUGGUACUUUGAAAAACUUAAGGAAUUUAUCUUUAUCUGGAAACUGUUUUAAACAACCCAGGCAAGCAAUUCUGGCAAAGUCUACAGAAGAAAUCCUAGCAUAUCUUAGAAAUAGAAUACCUCAAUAAAACUAACAAAACAUCAUGUUGACAAGGUAUAUGCCAAUUAUCUAACGUUAUUGUAAUAGCAAAUUCUUAAAUAAAUUAUUUAAAAUGAACAAUUGAUUAUGUUGUGUUUUAUUUAAUUUUCCUGUAAAGAAUAUACGAACAUGUAGUAAUAUGUUGUAAUUAUAAAAAUAAAUUUUGAAAUUAAUUUUUAAUCAGUUCAUUGACUAAAUAUAGGAUAGAUAUAUCACUUUAUGAAAUUUGGUAUCACAUGUUUUGAAGUACCAAUUGUAUAAAAAAUUGGAGGUUGUGUUAUUGACUAAUUCUCUGUGUCAUUCUCUAUCACAGACGAAGUAUACCUCGUGUAUGAGUAUACAAAAGACAUGAGAUCUUAUG